ACAGCACAACUGCCCUAACCCUUCCCUUUGUUUGGUCUAUAAACGCAAGCCGCCGCACACAUUCGCGGCCUUUCCUCUUUCCUGUAGACCUCUCUUGGCCGGAGGCGCCAGUUGCGGGCAAACCCCAAGCCAGCGGAGCUCCCUUAGCCGUAUUUCAGAAAUUAUAGGUUGUUUAAUCCAAUUACACAAUGAGGUUGGAGAAAUGUUGGUUCUGUUCUUCUACUGUAUAUCCAGGGCAUGGCAUUCAGUUUGUUCGUAAUGAUGCAAAGAUUUUUCGAUUUUGUCGAUCAAAAUGCCACAAGAACUUCAAAAUGAAGAGGAACCCUCGCAAAGUGAAAUGGACCAAGGCUUAUAGAAGAUUACAUGGAAAAGACAUGACACAGGAUUCGACCUUUGAGUUUGAAAGAAAGCGAAAUAGGCCCGAGAGAUAUGACAGGAAUCUUGCGGAGAACACUCUGAAGGCUAUCAAGAAGAUAGACAAAGUCAGAACCGAUAGGGAGAUAAGACACCAUGAGAAGAGGAUGAAAGGCAAGAAUCUCAAGGAGCGGAAGGAGGCUGCGAAGGAAUUGGAACAGGGUAUCCAUUUGGUCAAAGCUCCUCUGGCUCUCAAACAAGAACCAUCGCUCACACUACCGAAAAUUUCAGUCAAGGUUCCACAACAGCAGACCCAGGAAAAUCAUGCAAUGGAAGAAUGAAUUUGUGUUUGAGCACUCUUGUUGUUUUGCGCUCUUCUUCCCCCACAUUUUGGCGUUGUUCCUGUAACUUUUGAGAGAACUUUUUUCUUUGUCAGUUUCUAAGUGCAGUAAGCAUGACCCCCACAAUAGUGUUUUCUUUUUCUUUCUUGUGAGGCAUUAUAACUAUGUUUUCAGUUUUGUGUUUGGUAUAUGAGAUAUUAAACCUGAAAAUUGUUGUUUAGCUCCA
Molecule: messenger RNA, 921 nt
Organism: Tripterygium wilfordii
Lineage: Eukaryota; Viridiplantae; Streptophyta; Magnoliopsida; Celastrales; Celastraceae
Product: probable ribosome biogenesis protein RLP24
Exons: 5
Coding region: 189-695 (168 amino acids)
Biological process (GO): ribosomal large subunit biogenesis
Cellular component (GO): nucleolus
Source: RefSeq, a predicted model, not a curated record